Paraglomus occultum is the source of this 1629-nucleotide messenger RNA. The record is from the annotation of a GenBank genome assembly. NCBI's taxonomy places the organism in Eukaryota, Fungi, Glomeromycota, Glomeromycetes, Paraglomerales, Paraglomeraceae.
AUGGACCAAUUCGCCUUUGCUCGUCAAUACUGGAGAGAACAUCCUGAAGCUGAUGACGACGAGGUUAGAAUAGAAUAUCAAAAAUACCUCAAAGAACAACAAGUCGACAGAGUAAGUGAAGAGAUAAUACCUGAAGAAGCAGAAGAUGGCCCUGACAGUUUGAUGGUGAUAACACCCGAGCGUCUCAAGAUAUUCACUGACUAUAUGGAGAGUCACCGCGUUGGCCUUGUACGCAGUCCGCCAUAUUCGGGCAAGACCACGCUCGGCAGACGGCUGCAAGAACAUUUCCGCACUCAGGGUACUAAUGCUGUGUAUAUUAACCUAGCAGCAUUUGCGAAGGAGUUGGAAGAAGAAGAAUACACCUACGCCCGUUUUAAUGCAUACUGGGAGUCGAAAACCAAUAAUUCUUGGGAGAGUCUUACGCAGUAUACAAUGCCAAUUAAGAUUAUUGUCGAUGAGGCACAGGUUAUUUAUAAUACUGCCGCGUCCUUUUGGGGGUCUUUGAAAUUUAUUUUAUCGGAUCUACGCAGCCAUAACUUCCGGAUACUCCUCUUGAGCACAUAUCACCCGACUUACAAUAUUGUGACACCGAUGACGUUCCCAGAUGCCCUUCUAUUAUCCUCCCUUCGCUUGACUCAGAAUGAAUUUGCACAGCUCGUGAGAAAUUAUGUCCACAAGCGACAGAGUGGUACUGUUGGCCGGCCCUUCAGCAUCCCGAAACUCGUAGAGAACACAAUAUUCAACUUUACUCGUGGAUAUGCUGGCUUGUGCCGGACAGCUUUGUCAGAUUUGCGCCAGAAAUUCCCAGAUGGUGGGUCACCAAAUGACAUGCUUAAGCACCUUGCUUCAAAGGAUUUUCUGGAUCGUUUAACAGCAUCGCGUGCUUUUUACUGGGUACGUGACUGGCAACCGCAAGAUCAGGAAGCCAACUUUCUACGUAGAUUAUUACUCAAGUGUGAUCCUGACUCGACUUUUGAUUCUAUCGACCGUAUUGGACACCCAACUGUUGAAAUAUUUGUCAAGAUUGGCAUUAUUAUUGAUGACCAUGACAUGAGAAAGAUGUAUUUUGCUGCUCCCAUUUUUCGGAUUGUCCUGAGCAACCGGCUGUUUACUGCACCUGUCAAGAUGCCAAGUUUUCCUACAGACAUAUUUGAUGAAUUUUUGUUACGGACCAUUGAGCGAAUGUCUCCAACUGUCUUGAACGACUCUUUUGGACGAGGGUAUGAUAACUACUUGCUCGAAAGAAGUUGGCAGAUGGAAUGGUACCGUACUGCAAAGACUGCAAUACCAGAAGAUGCGACAAUUAGUGCUGACGUCGGGCAUAUCUUUGGUUCAGAUGGGUUCCUUGACUUUUACGUCGAUGGUAAAUACGGCUGGGGGGUUGAACUGAUGCGCGAGGGUAAAAAGUUGGGGGAUCAUGCAAAGCGAUUUGAACAAGGUGGUACAUAUGGAGUAAUUCCAAUGAAUGAAUGGGUUGUUAUUGACUUUCGUCAUCACUCCAAACGUGUUCGAAGUGUAAAUCCUAAGUUCUGGCAUGUACUCUACUCGGAUGAUUACAAGCAAGUUACGAUCUUGCGUCAUGACAAGGAAGACCGUGUUCUUCGCCUAAUAGGGGAUGAUUUUAAGUGA